This is a messenger RNA of Drosophila hydei, 1178 nucleotides long. RefSeq names its product probable enoyl-CoA hydratase, mitochondrial (gene Echs1). Gene Ontology annotation, biological process: fatty acid beta-oxidation. Bases 195 to 1079 code for a protein of 294 amino acids. NCBI's taxonomy places the organism in Eukaryota, Metazoa, Arthropoda, Insecta, Diptera, Drosophilidae. The record is from RefSeq and is a predicted model, not a curated record. Gene Ontology annotation, molecular function: enoyl-CoA hydratase activity. Gene Ontology annotation, cellular component: mitochondrion. The transcript is spliced from 4 exons.
GGUCAUUUUAAACUGGACAAUGUUAGUUUGAGAUGGACAAGAAUACAUAUUGCGUAGUUAUGUACAGACUGGAACGAAUUUCGAUUAUUUCUGCGUGAAUUUUGUCUCAUCACCACUUUCCAACCGGCUCCAAGCAUCACGCGAUCACUACACACUACACACUCCUGCUCCAGCGUUCGCAUCCAGGUGUUAAAAUGGCCAACAUUGCAAAACUGUUUACUGUGCGUGCACAAACCUUGGUCCAGGCUGCCGCUCGUCAGCCACAAGUGGCGGCUCGUUUCAGCAGCACCUCUACUGGCAACUGGGAAUUUAUUAAGACCGAAGUGGCUGGAGAGAAGAAAAAUGUUGCUGUUAUCACAUUGAACCGCCCCAAGGCAUUGAAUGCUCUGUGUAAUGGCCUCAUGAAGGAGCUGUCCACAGCUCUGAAAGGAUAUGGCAAGGACAGCAAAAUCGCAGCCAUUGUUCUAACUGGCAGCGAGAAGGCUUUUGCCGCUGGCGCUGACAUCAAGGAGAUGGCACCCAACACAUAUUCGCAGUGCAUUCAGGGCAACUUCCUCAACGACUGGACUGAGGUGGCACGAACCCAGAAGCCAAUCAUUGCUGCUGUCAAUGGUUACGCCCUUGGCGGUGGCUGCGAACUGGCCAUGAUGUGCGACAUCAUCUACGCGGGCGAGAAGGCCAAGUUUGGUCAGCCAGAAAUUGCGUUGGGCACCAUUCCCGGUGCUGGUGGCACUCAGCGCCUGACCCGCGUGGUUGGCAAGUCUAAGGCUAUGGAAAUGUGCUUGACCGGCAACAUGAUAAACGCCCAAGAGGCCGAGAAAGUUGGCCUGGUCAGCAAGGUCGUGCCAGCCGAUCAGCUGCUCGGCGAGGCAAUCAAAUUGGGCGAGAAAAUCGGCACACACUCGAAUUUGAUUGUGCAACUUUGCAAGGAAUCGGUCAACACUGCCUACGAAACCACCCUGCAAGAGGGUCUCAAGUUCGAGCGUCGCACCUUCCACGCCACAUUCUCUACGGCCGAUCGCAAGGAGGGCAUGCAAGCCUUUGUAGAGAAGCGCCCAGCCAAUUUCAUCAGCGAAUAGAUUGGGAACUUACAUUACUCAAUUAAAAACCAGCAAUGCAUUUAUGAAGUCUAUCCUGUUGUUUACACGCAAAUAAAAUACACGUUAAAUAAUUAUUAA